CCGGUAACACUAUUGGCUCUUUGAGACGACAAUUUAACCAUUGCAUGCACCUUCAUUAGGAAGUGAGGGCCUAGAGUUUGGCCGCGAGUAAAUUAUUGCGUAAAUUAUUAUUGCACCUUCCUUAGAUCCACUUUCACCUCUUAAUAUAACAGUACACAUUCAGUUAAGAUAGCAAUUGAGGCGCCUGGAUCAGUAGGUCGGAAGGAUGAGGCUUUGCACGGACGUCGCGGGGCCAAGCACCUCGCAUGUCAGUAGGAGACGCAAUGCGUGGAGGGCUUUUAGCGGUGUGAAGAAUGUUCAGCCAGUUCCGGCAAGGGCUGCGGCCAUCCACCGGAAACAGCGGCUGCUUUGCAACGCCGUCGCUGAGCUUACCUCAGCCGAGCUACGAGCCCUCAAGGUCUCCGAAUCCGAGUCCAUCGGUUUCGACGCAGACGUCUCCACCCGCCUUGCCCGCUCCUACCCUCUCGCCGCCGUGGUGGGCCAGGACAACAUCAAGCAGGCGCUGCUGCUGGGUGCGGUGGACACGGCGCUGGGCGGCAUCGCGAUUGCGGGCCGGCGCGGCACCGCCAAGUCGGUGAUGGCUCGCGGGCUGCAUGCGCUGCUGCCGCCCAUUGAGGUGGUGGAGGGCAGCUACUGCAAUGCGGACCCGGAGGACCCGCGCAGCUGGGAGGCCGGCCUGGCUGAGAAGUACGCGGGCGGCCCCGUGAAGACCAAGCUGCGCUCCGCGCCCUUCGUGCAGAUCCCGCUGGGGGUGACGGAGGACCGGCUGGUGGGCACGGUGGACAUCGAGGCGUCCAUGAAGGAGGGCCGCACCGUGUUCCAGCCCGGGCUGCUGGCGGAGGCGCACCGCGGUAUCCUGUACGUGGACGAGAUCAACCUGCUGGAUGACGGCAUCGCCAACCUGCUGCUGUCCAUCCUGAGUGACGGGGUGAAUGUGGUGGAGCGGGAGGGAAUCAGCAUCUGCCACCCCUGCCGCCCGCUCCUGAUCGCCACCUACAACCCCGAGGAGGGCCCCCUGCGCGAGCACCUGCUGGACCGCAUCGCCAUCGGGCUGUCCGCGGACGUGCCGGGCAGCUGGCAGCAGCGGGUGGAGGCCAUUGACGCGGCAAUCAAGUUCCAGGACAGGCCGCAGGAGACGAUUGACGAGACGGCUGAGCUCACGGAUGCCCUGCGUACCUCGGUCAUCCUGGCCCGCGAGUACCUGAAGGACGUCACCAUCGCCCCCGAGCAGGUGACCUACCUGGUGGAGGAGGCGAGGCGGGGCGGCGUGCAGGGGCACCGGGCGGAGCUGUAUGCGGUCAAGGUGGCCAAGGCGUGUGCCGCGCUGGAGGGCCGCGAGCGGGUGAACAAGGACGACCUGCGGCAGGCGGUGCAGCUGGUCAUCCUGCCUCGGGCGACACUGCUGGACGCACCGCCGCCGGAGGAGCAGCCGCCGCCGCCGCCUCCCCCGCCGCCACCGCCGCCGCCACAGGACAACAUGGAGGAGGAGGACCAGGAGGAGAAGGAGGAGAAGGAGGAGGAGGACAAGGAGAACGACAACCAGGACCAACCAGAGAUCCCGCAGGAGUUCAUGUUCGAGUCGGAGGGGGUGAUCAUGGACCCCUCCAUCCUCAUGUUUGCGCAGCAGCAGCAGCGCGCGCAGGGGCGCAGCGGCCGCGCCAAGACACUCAUCUUCUCGGAUGACCGGGGAAGGUACAUCAAGCCCAUGCUGCCCAAGGGUGACAAGAUCAAGCGGCUGGCGGUGGACGCCACCCUGCGUGCGGCGGCGCCCUACCAGAAGAUCCGGCGGGCACACCAGCUAGCCGAGGGUAAGCCCGACAAGAAGGUCUACGUGGACAAACCCGACAUGCGGCAGAAGAAGCUGGCUCGCAAGGCUGGCGCGCUGGUUAUCUUCGUGGUGGACGCCAGCGGCUCAAUGGCGCUCAACCGCAUGAGCGCCGCCAAGGGCGCCUGCAUGCGGCUGCUGGCGGAGUCGUACACCUCGCGUGACCAGGUCUGCCUCAUCCCCUUCUACGGCGACAAGGCCGAGGUGCUGCUGCCGCCCUCCAAGUCCAUCGCCAUGGCCCGCCGCCGCCUGGACUCCCUGCCCUGCGGCGGCGGCUCGCCCCUGGCACACGGCCUCUCCACCGCCGUACGAGUCGGCAUGCAAGCCACCCAAGGUGGCGAGGUGGGUCGUGUCAUGAUGGUCCUCAUCACGGAUGGACGAGCCAACGUCAGCCUGGCUAAAUCCAAUGAGGAUCCAGAGGCACUCAAGCCGGACGCUCCGAGACCUGGUGCAGAGCAGCUGAAGGAUGAGGUGCGAGACAUGGCGAAGAAGGCGGCGGCGGCGGGGAUCAACGUGCUGGUGAUCGACACGGAGAACAAGUUUGUGAGCACUGGGUUUGCGGAGGAGAUUGCCAAGGCGGCGCAGGGGAAGUACUACUACCUGCCGAAUGCCUCGGAUGCGGCCAUUGCGGCGGCGGCGAGUACGGCGAUGGCGGCGGCUAAGGCGAUGUAAGGGGUGGAGGUG
Messenger RNA from Astrephomene gubernaculifera, 2509 nucleotides. Lineage: Eukaryota; Viridiplantae; Chlorophyta; Chlorophyceae; Chlamydomonadales; Astrephomenaceae. The record is from the annotation of a GenBank genome assembly.